GCAGGAGGCGGGGCUUCUUAGAAUACGGGUUGGAGAACAGAACAAUCGUGUUGGAGCAGAGUAACGACGCCGUAUAGCGACUGUAAUUUUAUACAAACAGAAGGCAGCACUCUUCAAAAGAAGGCAGGCCCAACCAUGGGGAAGUCUCUGUUUUCUUUGCCAAAGCAAAAAGAGGACCAGGAGAACCUGACUGAAAACACAGAGUCUCACACUGAGGACAAUAAACAUGAUGUGUCACAGUUUCCAUAUGUUGAAUUCACAGGCAGAGACAGCAUCACCUGUCCUACUUGUCAAGGGACGGGGAGGACACCUAGAGACCAAGAAAACCAGCUAGUUGCUUUGAUUCCAUACAGUGACCAGAGGCUGAAGCCAAGACGAACGACAUUGUACGUGUCUUUAUCAGUCGUUCUGUGUCUGCUACUUUCUGGUUUGGCUGUGUUCUUCCUGUUCCCUCGGACUAUUGACGUCUCUUAUGUUGGGGUGAAGUCAGCCUAUGUCGCAUACAAUCGAGACCAGCGGAUAAUAUAUAUAAAUAUCACGAAUACUCUGAACAUCACCAACAAUAAUUACUACCCAGUACACGUGGCCAACAUCACAGCGCAGGUGCAGUUCUACAAGACUGUGAUUGGAAAGUCUAUCGUCAGUAAUGUCACCAGUAUCACCCCUCUGGAUAUGCGUCAGGUUGAUUACACUGUUCCCACCAUCAUAGCAAAUGAGAUGAACUACAUAUUUGACUACUGUACCAUGCCAUCAAUUAAAGUGCAUAACAUUGUUGUCAUGAUGCAGAUGACUGUAACGGUCAUGUACUUUGGCCACGCUGAGCAGGUGUCUCAGGAGAAGUACCUGUACGUGGACUGUGGAUCAAACACUACAUCUUCACACGGACACAUGAGUGUGAUACAGUGAUGUUCCUCUGUAUGAACCACAGUUCCUCACGUUCCCAUGUGGUGAAACAAAAACCUGUUCUGAGUGUUACAAAUGGCAGAAGAUGAAGUCUGUACUGUAGGGAGAACACGUCAGGACUGAUCAGCACGUUUCAGCCAGAGCACUGAUGUCUUUCUACACC
Messenger RNA from Sinocyclocheilus anshuiensis, 1066 nucleotides. RefSeq names its product transmembrane protein 106B-like. The record is from RefSeq and is a predicted model, not a curated record. The coding region runs from base 136 to 906 and encodes 256 amino acids. The transcript is spliced from 8 exons. NCBI's taxonomy places the organism in Eukaryota, Metazoa, Chordata, Actinopteri, Cypriniformes, Cyprinidae.